CCGUUUGUUUACAGUACCAGUGAUAACAUCGCUGUCAGUUCGUGUGAUUUUCGCAAAAACCUGAAAUGCAUUACAUGUCGCCAUCUAGAACCACACGGACAGUCUGACGCGAGUAUCUAUAUGCAGUGAAUAAUGUAGCGAACUAAGAGAUAUUAAUAAAAACUUAAGUUAUGUUUUUGGAGGAAACGGUGAUCAAAGGGGUGUGAUGAUUUUUGUUCAGCUCUGAGUCAUCCAAGAUGUCUCACUCUUCCAAGCCUCGAUCCCACCCUUGUGGCCUUUGUGACAAGUCUUUUGCCCAGAUAUCCAUGCUCACUAAGCACCAGCAAGUGCAUACUGAAGACAAGCCCUACAAAUGCCUCUACUGUGACAAGUCUUUUACUCUUUCUUCUCGUCUGGUUCUACAUAAACGCACCCGUGCUGGGGAGAAGCCUCAUACCUGCCGGCUUUGCUCCAAGACCUUCAUCUCGUUGGCCCACCUUGCACUGCACCUGCGCUCACACACUGGAGAGAGGAAGUACAAAUGCAGUGUAUGUUCCAAAAUGUUCAUGCAGUCACCCCAAUUUAUGCGCCACAAGACCAUCCACACUGGUGAGAAACCCUUCAAAUGCCCAGAUUGCAAUAAAUGCUUUGGCCGUGCCUCACACCUAAAAACCCAUCGAAGGCUCCACACUGGUGAAAAACUCUUCAAAUGUACAUUAUGUGAAAGGGCUUUUACGCAAAAGGCCGGACUUAUUAUACACUUGUGCUUGCACACAGGUGAGUGCCCUUUUAAGUGUGACAAGUGUGGUAAGGCCUUCCGCACGUCAUCCCACCUGCUUAACCAUCAGGCUUUGGAGCUGGGCGAGGGCAGGUACAUAUGUGCCACGUGCCACAAGGGCUUCAGUUCAGUGUCCAUGCUAAAACAACACGAGAAAAGCCACCAGGGCAGCAGGAUACUCUGUUGUAGCGUGUGCUCAGGGGCCUUCGCUCAUUCCUCUUAUCUGCAGCUGAAACUGCACUUACAAAACGAAGAGCAGCUCUUCCAUUGCAAGGUGUGCAACAAAAUCUUUGUGAAGUUGUCCACUUUUGAGAAACACUGCAAAAAACAUCAGACAGAGAUGGACGAAUGUGAGGACGAGGAAGUAAAAGAGGAAAAUUCACAUGAUCCCCCAUUUGAGCUGCAUACUGCUGCACCCCCAACACCGUCGACGUCAGAAGUCAACACACGUUCCAAAACAAGAGCCAAAAUUAAGACUACAAUAGAAAACUCAUAAGAAUGUA
This is a messenger RNA of Sinocyclocheilus rhinocerous, 1260 nucleotides long. RefSeq names its product zinc finger protein 239-like. The record is from RefSeq and is a predicted model, not a curated record. The transcript has 2 exons. Gene Ontology annotation, biological process: regulation of transcription by RNA polymerase II. The coding region runs from base 237 to 1253 and encodes 338 amino acids. Gene Ontology annotation, molecular function: RNA polymerase II cis-regulatory region sequence-specific DNA binding; DNA-binding transcription factor activity, RNA polymerase II-specific. Lineage: Eukaryota; Metazoa; Chordata; Actinopteri; Cypriniformes; Cyprinidae.